CUUUUCACUAGAUGUAGGCUGUGUGGAUGUGUAGCCUAUGUUGGAAAGUAUUUAUAAGAUAACCUUUAUUUUUUAAAAGUAAUUUAAUUUGGACAAACAUCAAGGAACAAACGGAGUGUCGCUAUGGUUGUUGCUACAAGCACACUGAAGAGUAAAAACGCUGAAUGCAUAUCAGAAUUGAUUGACCGUAGAUACGACCAGGCUUGUAUCGACAAUGAGCUGGAUUUCUGGGACCACUGUCUGGCUGAAUCCCACCUGAAUGUGGAGGUGUCUGAGGACCGGACAUGUCAGCAGCUAGCCAAGAUGUUUGAGAACUGCCUGUCGCGGGCCAAAAAGACCACGCUGCACUGCUCAAAGGUGCUAGUCCCGGAGAAGCUGACUCGGAGGAUAGCGCGCGAUAUCCUGCGCCUGUCGUCGGGCGAGCCAUGUGGCAUGCGUGGCUGUGUGCUCUACAUUCACCUGGAACAGGAGAAGUGCUGCAAGCAGCUGGAGCGCAUCGUGUACAACGCAGACGUGGUGCCCACCUUCGAGCUGACGCUGGUGUUCAAGCAGGAUGGCAGCGCCUGGCCCAGCCUCAGAGACUUCUUGCACAUUGGCGCCUGUUUCACUCCAGGCUUCAGGCAUGUGCUCAAACUCAGUCCGGGCUUCCGGCUCAUCAAGAAGAAGCUCUACUCCUCCUCGGCUGGUACCGUGGUAGAGUACUGAGGGGAUGGCGGAAGGUGGGACUUCUGGGAUUGGGGGGGGUACAAUGCACUUCUACACUUAAGCAUCUGAAUGUAAAAAUCACUCCUGGAGGGUCUUAUUUUCUAAAUGGUUUUUGUAUGAAUACAGUUUGUCAUGUGAUAGAGGAGUGGAAUACGAAGGUUAUCGGAGGUGUCCAAAGGCCGGUCAGCCAGCCUGUCUGUUCCAAUGUCCAGGAUGGUACAGCUGAUUAUUAAAAAUGGAUGGGCGAGGCUUGGUUACUGUAAUGGAUUAUGGUCUAAUGCCUGAACAAGAUUAGCAUUACUCAUUGACUUCAAAAUAUUUGAACAAAGUUUUCCAAUCAGCUAAAGUUAAAUGUAAUAUUUUGGAUAUAUUUAUAUUGUCACAUACACCGGAUGGGUGCAGUGAAAUGUGUCGUUUUACAGGGUCCGCCAUAGUAGUACAGCACCCCU
This is a messenger RNA of Coregonus clupeaformis (lake whitefish), 1154 nucleotides long. RefSeq names its product DNA damage-inducible transcript 4-like protein. The transcript is spliced from 3 exons. The record is from RefSeq and is a predicted model, not a curated record. Gene Ontology annotation, biological process: negative regulation of signal transduction. Gene Ontology annotation, cellular component: cytoplasm. The coding region runs from base 124 to 705 and encodes 193 amino acids. NCBI's taxonomy places the organism in Eukaryota, Metazoa, Chordata, Actinopteri, Salmoniformes, Salmonidae.